AGAGUCGUGGCUGUAAACCAUCAACUCUCUUGACUUCAGUCUACCCACCGUCUGAAUCAAGAGCAUUGUUCCCAACUUACUAGUCAUCGCCCAUUAUUCUAACAUUUUUUCCAUAACAUCGAUCUAAAAUGGUCGUCGUUGCAGUUGCUGGAGGUACCGGAAACGUUGGGCGAACUUUGGUUGAGGCCAUUGUCGCCGCUGGCAAACAUGAGGUCAAGAUUCUCGCCAGAAAGGCAAACCCUGAACUGGAGAAGAAGCUUGGAGCUUCCAUAAUCGCUGUUGACUAUGCCGACAUUGAGGCCACAACCAAGGUCCUUGAAGACAACAACGUUCACACCGUCAUCUCCGCCAUCAAUAUGAUGCCCCCGACAGGCGAAGCUCCCAGGGAGUUUGAACUGAUCCGUGCCGCCGAUGCAUCAACGACAACUAAAAGAUUCAUCACGAGCGGCUGGGGCGUGCCCCAUACUGAGAAACAAGGCAGUCAACUGCCCUCAAUUCCUAACAAGCUCAAAGCUAAGGCUCUGCUGAAAGAGACCAAAGGCCUCGAGUACACAGUUAUCCACAACGGAUACUUCUUGGACUACUGGGCAACGCCUGCUAUCCCGUCCAACAUGACUCCUUUCACACUCGUCCUCGACAUCCCAAACAACGUUGCGACCAUUCCUGGGUCUGGUAACACUCCUGUUGCAUUCACUCACACCGCAGACGUGAGCAAGUUUGUCGCCGCCGCUUUGGACCUCGAGAAGUGGGAGCCUGAGACUUUCAUUGUUGGUGAUAAGGUCACCUGGAAUGAGUUUCUUCAGCAUGCGGAGGCUGCCAAGGACACGAAGUUCAAGGUUACCUACGACAGUGUCGACAAGUUGAAGACUGGACAGGUGACGGAGCUCCCUUCCCAUGUUCCUGUGUAUCCCUUCUUCCCCAAGGAGGCCUUGCAGGGCAUGGCUUCCUUGUUUGGUCUGUGGUUCGAGGACGGAGUUUUUGACCUUCCCCCUGCUGGUACCAAGACCCUCAACGAGAUUUUCCCCGAAAUCAAGGCUUGGACUGUCAAGGACAUCCUCAACGCUGCUUGGAAGAAGGCCUAGUUGCACGCAGCCGAGAUAAGAUAGCUCAGAGCUUGAAUAAAAUAGUUCUUUUCGAAUUUCUCGUUAUGUUUGUUUUAGCGAAAGGCACAAUUUUAUUCCCUUCGAUUUGAGUAUGAAAAAGUCUGAAUUCUAUGAGGCGCGUACGGAACCAGUACUAGUCCGGGGUGCACUUUCACCCGAUGAUAUUUGGAAUGAAACCAUAGUCUGACACAGGAGGCGUUGGGAUGCUGAGGGAUUUAGAAUAGCGCAAGAACUCAGAAAGCAAAGCGGCUUGUAUAAAAGUCGUAUACCGUUCGCUGAACCUCUACGAGACUCCAAAUUCACAGGAAAACCUUUCCCCUUGUGCUCCCUGACAACUCUCCCCAGUUUCCAUGGAUAAUCCAAUAACGUGCUUACAUCUUCACCCUCGGGAUCCCAAUCCAUACAGAGUCGCAAGUCGCUAAGUCCACCCCAUUUGCGUCCUUCAAUACCGCCCGGAGAAGCAGCUUCUUGCCGCGAAUUUCCUUGAUCUGCCCGACCCCAAGAACAACCCCUGGCGUGACAAUCGGCUUGAGGUAUUUGAUGUCCAUCGACGAGGUCACGGUGUUCAUCUUGAACACCGGGUGAUCUCUGUCAGUAUCCAUGUUCCUCUGGAUGAGGACGCCGAGCACCUCGUCGAUGAGCACUGCGGUCAUGCCGCCAUGGGCGAUCCCUGGAUAACCGUCGAUGCCUUGCGAGAGUGCGAAGAGCGUCGAUAAUUUGGUGAUGACGGACUGUCCUGGGCUCUCGGGGUGGAAGCUGAUACACGCCGGUAUACCCUCCGAGUGGUUGAGUGUCUUGCCGAAGAGCCUGUCGUGCGGGUUCAAGUUCUUUGGGUCGCGGGAUUGCGGGGUGAAGGUUGUGAUGCCGGGGCUCUUUAGGAGCGCGCGACACCAUGGAAGCGCCUCGAGUUCGCUCAGCGUCUGUGGCAGUUGGCUCGCGCUUGCUGAGGCGCCUGUGUUGUGAUCCAUUGUGAUGCGCUAGUUUCGCGCGCAGUCAAUAUACCGGUUGUUGAGUGUUGUUGGCGGUGAGUUGUUGAUCUG
Molecule: messenger RNA, 2143 nt
Organism: Colletotrichum destructivum
Lineage: Eukaryota; Fungi; Ascomycota; Sordariomycetes; Glomerellales; Glomerellaceae
Product: Putative NmrA-like domain, NAD(P)-binding domain superfamily
Exons: 4
Coding region: 129-1082 (317 amino acids)
Source: RefSeq, a predicted model, not a curated record